This is a messenger RNA of Fusarium venenatum, 225 nucleotides long. Lineage: Eukaryota; Fungi; Ascomycota; Sordariomycetes; Hypocreales; Nectriaceae. The record is from RefSeq and is a predicted model, not a curated record.
AUGGUUGUGUCGGCUCCUAUCGUCGGCUCUAUCCCUCUUCAUGCUGAUCUUAGUUUCACAGAAGGUAUGCCUUCUGUUACUGGCCCAGAACACCACGUAAAGGUACCAGCACAUCGUUCUGGUGCCUCCGCUGGGUCAUCAAUGACUACGGCUUCGCAGGCAUCUUUACCUACCAUAAGGAAGAAGAAGAAAAAGAAGAAGAAGAAGAAGAGUUCAAAGGUGUAG